Nerophis lumbriciformis (worm pipefish) is the source of this 1377-nucleotide messenger RNA. The record is from RefSeq and is a predicted model, not a curated record. NCBI's taxonomy places the organism in Eukaryota, Metazoa, Chordata, Actinopteri, Syngnathiformes, Syngnathidae.
AUGUCAGCAAGUCACCAUCAUCAAGUGAUGAUGGAGUCCUCCUUAGCGCUCGGUAGACUGGAGCUGACUUCCGCCGUCGGUGUUAACAUGACCCCGUGCAUCUCUCCCGGCGCCUCCACUAAAGAGAUGAGCGGUCCCCGGCAAAUCGGAACGCAAGGACCGGCUCACCUAAAUGGAUGUGUGCCGCUGUCACAUCAGGUCGCGGGUCACAAGUAUGGAGUGGAUAAAGUGGGAAUUCUGCAACAUCCAGAUGGAACAGUCCUGAAGCAACUCCAACCUCCACCUAGAGGACCAAGAGAGAUGCAGUUUUAUAGCAUGGUAUAUGCAGAGGACUGUUGCGACCCAUGCCUUCUUGAACUCCAGAACCAUCUUCCAAAAUAUUAUGGCACUUUGUCCUCUCCCGAUGCACCUAAUGACCUAUACAUGAAGCUGGAGGAUGUGACCCGCCGCUUUGUCAAGCCGUGCAUCAUGGACGUGAAGCUUGGCCAACGAAGCUACGAUCCGUACGCCUCGCAAGAGAAAAGGGAGCAACAGAUUAGGAAGUACCCACUCAUGGAGGAGAUAGGCUUCCUGGUCCUCGGCAUGAGGGUUUACAAGCUCUGCAAUGACACUGUUGACACAUUUGACCAGCACUAUGGAAGAGGACUGUUGAAGGACACCAUUAAAGAUGGCUUGGCGAAAUUCUUUCACAAUGGCGUUUGUCUGAGGAAGGACGCUGUUAUGGCCAGCAUUUGCCGAGUGCAGAAUAUCCUCCGCUGGUUCGAGUCUCAGCGUCAACUAGUCUUCUACGCCAGCUCCCUUCUCUUUGUCUACGAGGGCCUCCCGUCCUCGUCCGUGUCCAGCGCCUUCCCCCUCACCGGCCCGGCAGCCACAGGCAAAGAUUGGAACGAGGUGGACGAAAGGAGACGUGAAGUAGGCGAAAAGAACGAAAAGAUGGCAGAGUACAACAACAACAACAUCGAAAACGAUCGCACCCUAGAAUCCAUUUACAGCAAUCGCAGGAAAGCUAGCCUCCAUCUUUGUGCCAAGACUCAACUCCAAGGCGGCGGAGGAGACGACGCCACUUUGGGAACGACGGUAGACAAAUCGCCGCCGCGAGAUAACUCCUCGUGGUUGUCUCAGCAAGCGCCGAACGGAAAUAGAAACAAAUCCCAACUUGAAGAGGAGACGCGAGAGCAGGAGAACAGCGUGGGCAGAGACGAGGAUAUUGCGCGAGGCGAUGAGGCGACGGCGUUGAGCGAAGGGAACGCACAAGUGGAGGUCAAGAUGAUCGACUUCGCUCACGUUUUCCCCAGCGACGGCCACGAUCACGGCUACAUUUAUGGCCUCAAGCACCUGCUGACCGUGUUGAAGCAAAUACUCUCGGACGAGGCUUAG